This is a messenger RNA of Pseudoliparis swirei, 3319 nucleotides long. It is a transcript of the gene sft2d3, whose product is annotated as SFT2 domain containing 3. The record is from RefSeq and is a predicted model, not a curated record. The coding region runs from base 935 to 1591 and encodes 218 amino acids. The transcript has a single exon. Lineage: Eukaryota; Metazoa; Chordata; Actinopteri; Perciformes; Liparidae. Gene Ontology annotation, cellular component: membrane. Gene Ontology annotation, biological process: vesicle-mediated transport.
GGACCUGGUACAUGUCUCUGCCGGUCCUCCCCCCAGGGCGCCGCUUGGAGCUGCAGCCGCCAGCAGUGCUCCACAGCCCGGCUGCGCCGCGCCGACCCGCGCCCUCUCUCUCCCGCGGCUCUUAGCGCUCAACCCGCCGCCAGAUGACGCGGAUGCCCCGGUCGGUGGUCCCGGUUCCCGGUCGGUCGGUGGUCCCGGUUCCCGGUAGGUCGGUGGUUCCGGUUCCCGGUCGGUCAGUCCAGCCUGUCCGAUGUCAAAGCACACACACGCCACUGGAUCCGGAUGUGGUCCUGCUCCGCUCCGCUGGAGGCGGGACGACAAUAAAGCCGAGCCGAGUAAAGCCAAGCCGAGUAAAGCCGAGCAACAAAACAAGUCUUCCUUUCAUAUCAGAUCAUAUAUAUUUAUGGAACAACAGAACCUUUUAUUGUGUCUAUUUUAAACCAAUCAGUUGUCUUUAAGUCUGAUCAAUCAUGAGUUCAGACCUCAGGUUAUGAUGAACACGUUUCAUUAUUGUUUAAACAGAUAAAACAAUUUCUGUUCAUAAACUAACACAUAUAAUAUAGUUAUAUUAAUAUUAUGUUGCUAAUAUUUUAAUACCUAAGCGACACAAAUCAGUUCUACUGUUGUAUUUUAUUUUGAAAGCAGGAUUGCAUCCCCCGGAAGUGAGGGCUGAUGAACAGCUGCGGGAUCAGAACAUCCCAUAAUGAUCAGAACAAAUUGUAAAGUAAACUUUUUUAUUCACUUAUUUUCUGAGGCCCGGUUCCAACCGAGCCGUGGACCGGUACCAGGCCGCGGCCCGGGGGUUGGGGACCGCUGCUCUAGGAUACUGGACCUGGUCCUUAAUACACGUUAGAGUCCUCUAGGGGGAAGCAGAGCGCAGCCAGAGGUGCAGAAGAAGAAGAAGCAGAAGAAGAGGAGGAGGACUUCCUCCGUCAUGGCGGAACUGAACCGACAGCUCCAGGAGUAUCUGGCUCAGUCCAAAGGCGGCGCCGCCAGAACCAGCUCCCAGUCCAGCUCCAGCACCGCGGUGGACCUGGGCGACUCGGAGCCGGUCUCGAGAAACUGGUUCGGGCGGUGGUCCAGUCCGUGGUCCGGGAGCCAGAGCUCCAGCAGCUUCGCCUGGCCCUGGUCGGCCGAACCGGACCCGUGUCUGCCGGGCGUGGGCCGUCGGCAGCGGCUCGUGGCCUUCUGCGCGUGCGCGGUGUUCUCCCUGCUGUGCUUCGGGCUGUCCGCGCUCUACGCGCCGCUUCUGCUGCUCUACGCGCGCAAGUUCGCGCUGCUCUGGUCGCUCGGUUCGCUGUUCGCUAUUGCGGCCGCCGCGGUACUUCGCGGGCCCAGCCGACUGUUCGCCGGCCUGCCCACCUCCCCCGGGGCCGCCGCCUACCUGUGCGCUCUCGCGGGGACCCUGUUCGCCGCGCUGCGCCUCCACAGCACCGCGCUCACCGCGCUGGGCGCCGCGCUGCAGGUCGCGGUCAUCGCCGGAUGCGCGGCGUCGCUGCUGCCCGGAGGGGGCGCGGGGAUCCGCUUCAUGGGGGGCGUGGCGGCGGCGGCCAUCAAGAGGACCGUCAGCGGCAAGACCACGCCCAUCUGACGUCACCGGACGGGGACUAUCAGCGGCCCAGAGGACCAAUCCGCUGCUGAUAUUAAUUAUCAGAGGACCAAUCAGCUGCUGGUAUUGAUUAUCAGAGGACCAAUCAGCUGCUGGUUGAACUGUGAACAUGUUUGUGUGAGUCAACAAAGUUUAAUAAGUAAAUAAAGAACUAAACUAUGGUUUGAUCUGUGACCUCUGUGGACCAGUGGCGGUUCGUCCAUAGGGGGCGCUAGUGCGCCGCCCCUCUUAAAAUUUGGAGAUGAAAAAAAAAGAAGAAAAAUAAAUAAAAAAAUCCUGUCAAAAAACAUAUGCCAAAUCAUUUAAAUAGUAAAUAUACCGUGUUGACGCGUUAAAUGUGUGUGGGAGACCGUAAGCCCCUGUCAACAACCACUUAAGUUAAUGUGAAAAAAUAUAAUAUAUCGCCAUUAUCACGGAGAGAAGCCCCUCCCCUUUUUCGGGGCGCUGGGCUAACGUGUGUGUACGGCAUCGAUACAACAUUUCAGUGGUUUUGGCAAAGACCGGCUUCACAUUGGCGGAUGAAACCGGGAAUCUUGGGGCGCACAAAUGUGCGCACGCGAUUGGAUUAUUCGGCAGAUCAGGGACCCGUAUGUUCCCUCAGCCCAUAGAGCAGUGUUGCCAGGUCCGCGGUUUUCCUGCGGAAUCGGGCCACUUUUGAAGUGUUGCGCGGGUUGAAUUUUUUGUCCUUGGUUCGGGUAGACCUAUUUUGCAUGCAAAUUACAUGAAUAUCUUUAAAUAAAAAUCCAUAUUUUAAAUGAAAUAAUUUAUUCAUACCCAAAUCCUACCAAACUGACUCCAGAUCAGCACGUACACAUUUUAUUUAUGAUAAUAUACUGUAUCUAAUUACACAAGGCCAUUUUAGGACCUAGGUGAAAUAACUUGAGGGAAAACUGCUUUUAAUGCUGGCAAACUAAACAUAUGUUGUUACUUUGUAGAUAUUACAAUACAUUUGGCAAUGAUAGCAAUGCUGUUGGACUUUAAAAGCAGUGUAUAUGGUUUGGCACGGGCAUAUUUUGAGUUCUGAUAUUGGGCUGGGUUUUGGGCUGGUUUUGAUUGGCCAUUGGGCUGGUUUUGUCACACAGACCUGGCAACCCUGCUCACAAUGGUUUUAUAUUGCUGAGGGUGAGUUGAGUGAAAAACGAUGUUGCACUAUUUUGGCUAUAUUCUUUUAUAAAAUUAACCGUUUAUGUUACAUACAGUAAUGGUCGCAAAUACGAUCACGGCGUCCAGCUGUCGUGUCAUUUAGACCGUCAACAUAUACGUUUGGUGGCGGUCUCAUUGAGCCACUUUGGCACCGUUUGUUUAGCUACAUCCGGUCGCCCCGAUGUAUAUUUUCCUUGUGUAAAUUGUGUUUUGCGUGUCUAGGAAGUGGAAGUGCAGAGACAGAUCAGAAGGCAAAUGUGUGUGUUCUGUUGUCUUCUGCAGGUAUGUGUUUCCCUUUUGUUCAAAGUUAGAAUUUUCUCUGUUUCUGCUGAAAUGACUCGCUCAUGUAGUUAUUUAUUUUGUCCAUUAGGGGUCUCUGUUUUCCCUUGUAUGUUACAUGUCAUGGUUUUUGAUGAGAAUUGUUAUUAUUUAGAUUUAAUGUGGUCCUGUCUUCCAUGGACAAUGGUUUUAUUUUGCUGAGGGAAGUGGAAGUGCAGAGACAGAUCAGAAGGCAAAUGUGUGUGUUCUGUUGUCUUCUGCAGAAUAAAUAAGUGCUGGGAAAAUCCA